Messenger RNA from Etheostoma spectabile (orangethroat darter), 3001 nucleotides. RefSeq names its product ankyrin repeat domain-containing protein 10. The coding region runs from base 58 to 1203 and encodes 381 amino acids. Gene Ontology annotation, molecular function: protein binding. The record is from RefSeq and is a predicted model, not a curated record. NCBI's taxonomy places the organism in Eukaryota, Metazoa, Chordata, Actinopteri, Perciformes, Percidae. The transcript is spliced from 6 exons.
GCGGGAACGUUCGAGAAAAACGUUUCUCUCUGUCCCACUUUCGUAAUCCACUAACUAAUGUCUGAGGGACUAGAAGCCGACUUUUCCAGUGAUGAGGUGUUUAACAGCCGGUUUCCCAUCCACCGCGCCUGUCGGGAUGGAGAUGUUGGAGCUUUGGUCUCACAGUUACAGCAGCUCUCAAACCAGGCUCAUCUGACUGUUGAGGACUCAUGCUACGGAUGGAGCCCUAUACACUGGGCUGCUCACUAUGGGCAGUUGGAGUGUGUGGUGCGCCUGGUGCAGCUGGGUUGUGAGGUGAACACAGUGACCAGCCGCUUCAACCAGACACCCACACACACUGCAGCGUUUGGAGGACAUCCUCACUGUGUGGUCUGGCUGACUCAGGCUGGAGCCGACGUCAACAUGCAGGAUUUUGUAGGCGAGGCUCCCAUCCACAAGGCGGCUCGUUCAGGUAGCUUGGCGUGUAUCCAGGUCCUGCUGAUAGCAGGUGCUAAGCCACAUUUAAGGAAUGCCAGCGGGCAGACAGCAGCGGACCUGGCCCACGCUCACGGCUUCCUCGACUGUUUCGGCUUCAUCUCCAAAACCAAGAAGCACCUGCUGCAGCUCAGUGGACUCCAUGUCAAUGGAGGACAGAAUGGAAACAGCGCCCCGUGUGGCCAGGGCCUGCUCAGCAGAAAGAGGCUGCUGGCAGCGGUGGACACUGGUCACAUGAAGAAAGCCAGGGGAGCUGAGCAUGUUUUGGGACAGAUGCAGGCCAGUGGAGGUGAGGAGCUGGAGAGCAUGAACAUGGAGUCUGCACAGGAGCUCAACUCAGCAGAUGACGACACCAAAGCCCCCACCAAUGGCCAUUACUACACACUGCCUUAUGACCGGGAUGGCUACGAGCCACCCAAAAGCAUCGCCUCGCCGCCUACCGCUCCAGCCAAUCAGCAGCCAGCAGUGCCUGCUCAGCUUUCUGACAUGUGUGGUUCCCUGCAUCUGGCCGGCAGUCCCAGCAGCUGUGUGUCCCACCGCCCGCCCCGGCGGGGGCUGACGGGAGCAGACUGCGGGGACGUCCUGCAUUACGGACACUACCACGGCUUCGGAGACACGGCGGAGGAGCUGAGCGACAGCGGCUGCCUGGACUACAGCAGCAGCAUCCGGGCGGAGCACAGAUACAAGCAGGCUGUGGCCAGCACCGUCCACCUCUACCACGACUCCUAAAGACAGAGGACCGCCUUUCACAGCCAGCCUCCUGGGAAAAGGGACGCACUGCUCUUUCAUAUGCCUUCUCUCGCGGAAAAGAACACUCUCACAUUUUGGGGAAUAAUCCAUUUGCUGCCAAACCCAGAGUCACUAUUACAGACAUCCAGGACACGGUUACCCCCCCCCCCAUAUUGGAAAGCCUAUCUUCCCCAAAAGAGAAAGAAUUCAGACGCUAAUCAGUAUAGUCUAAUUAACAUAUUGGAGUUCAACAUAGUCAAACUAAGUAAUACAGUAUGUACCACUGUCAUAUUUUAUACAUAUAUUUGCAUUUUGGGACAUUUUAGUUUUUUCAACAUCAACCCAUUUCAGACUGUUUUGAAUUAGUUGCCAUGGCAUUAGGACUCAGCUAGUAUGUAAUAGUCCUGACCUCCAUGUGGGGUUGCCAGGUGACCAUACUGUCAGAACUGAAGUAAACCCAGGUGUGUCUUGGGUAAAGUGGUGACCAGCUUGCUAACACUUAAUCUGACAGCUUUGCAGCUGUUGAAAGAUGCAAUUAUUUUCUACUUUUGAUAGAUCUGGGCCCCUGCUUGUAGUCUUUGUGCUCUGCUAGGCUUAAGAUAUCUUGGUACUGGAAGUACAGAAAUUAAAGUGAUCCGUUUGACACACAAAAAAACAAGAAUACAUAUUUUAUAAGCCGUGGAGUUUUCUUUCAUCCUGGACAUGGCUUAUAUUGAUAUGAAACAUAUAUCUAUUUUCUCUGAGUAUUACAGCUUUUCUCAAAAUGUUAGACUGCUCCUUUAAUGCUAGUGUUGUCUUUAAUGCAAGUCGAAUGUUGGCUUUACAUAAAAUCGUCCUAAACAUCCCCACUGCAUAUGUUGCAUUGUAAAACACCAUUUCAAUAUACUGUUUUUCAAAAUGAACAGCUGGAGGUGUGGAUUGUUUGGGGUCCGCACCGGUGUAGUCUCGCAUUGCCAGACCUUCCACCACAGCUCUGCAAAGGAGGGUCUGGCUAGGUGCUGCUCUGGUUUAUUGGCUUUUCUUUGAACCAAUCAAAAUUGUCUUGAGGCGGUGCUAAGCAGAAAUCCACCAGAGUUCAAAUGUACAACACAAAGAAAGCAGAAGUUCAGACAUCCGGCUGAAAAAAAUUAUAUAACAUCACGGGUAUAGACUAGCACCUGUGUGACCAUCGAUCAGUGUUGUUUCAUUAUUACUUUCCUGAAUGUCCUGCGUCCUCUUCUAAUCUCCAUUAAUCCACACUGGGGUUGAGCAUAAAGAGACACAUUAUUUUCUCCAAUGUAUUUCUGUACAACAUUGAUUUUUGUGUCUCUGCUACUGCUGGCUGGAUAUCACUAUUAAUAGUGCAGUGCAAAGCAGCCAGCAGUAGCCCUUAGGCCGUGGAUUAUGGAUUAUGUCGGGUUUUGUGCGUGUUGGUGGCCGUCUUCUCCUAACGUGGCCUGAUCUGCCGUACCUUCAGCAGCGAGGACCAACUGCACCGACGAUCCUCGCGAGCCUUGAUCUACCAAAGGGAAUGUUAACGGUUUAGGUUUUUUUUGUUGCUUUUAUUUUGAAACCAUUUGUUAUUUAUGUUUCAGAGCAGAUGAUCCGCUUUUUGAUUAAAUAAUGUACUGUAAUUUUAUAAAGCGUACUGUAGGCUUUUUUGGGAAUCUUUCGGAUAUUGUACCUGAAGGAAUGCCUCUUUUUUGGAAACACUACGUCAGCUGUGUGAAUGUGCACUGCUGCUUUUGACUGGUUUUAUACUUGUUCUGGUUUUGCCUCUUUUGCUAUUAAAACAUGUUUUGCAGUUUCAUAAAAAUGG